AUGGCCGAUCCCCGUGUUGAAGAGCUUCCCGAUGAGGAGGUCCCCCAGACCAACGUCGAGGACGUUGGCAGCGACUCUGAGUCCGAGACCGAGCCCACCAUCCCCGGCGGCGCUGCUGUCACCAUCCACUCUCGCGGCGAGAAGAAGGCUCGCAAGGCCAUUGCCAAGCUUGGCCUGAAGCACGUCCCCGGCAUCACCCGUGUCACUCUCCGCCGCCCCAAGAACAUCCUCUUCGUCGUCAACCAGCCCGACGUCUACCGCUCCCCCUCCAGCAACACCUGGAUCAUCUUCGGUGAGGCCAAGAUUGAGGACCUGAACGCUCAGGCUCAGGCCUCCGCCGCCCAGCAGCUGGCUGCCGCCGAGGCUGCCGAGCACGCCGGUCACGACCACGACCAUGACCACGACCACGACCACGGCAAGGGCAAGGCCCCUGAAGCCGAUGCCAAGAAGGAUGAGGAGGAGGAUGAUGGUGAGGAGGUCGACGAGAGCGGUCUGGAGGCCAAGGAUAUCGAGCUCGUCAUGGCACAGGCUAGCGUGUCCCGCAAGAAGGCCGUUAAGGCCCUCCGGGAGAACGACAAUGAUAUUGUGAACUCCAUCAUGGCUCUCAGCAUAUAA
This is a messenger RNA of Penicillium macrosclerotiorum, 615 nucleotides long. Its product is annotated as nascent polypeptide-associated complex subunit alpha. The transcript has 3 exons. The record is from RefSeq and is a predicted model, not a curated record. The coding region runs from base 1 to 615 and encodes 204 amino acids. Gene Ontology annotation, cellular component: nascent polypeptide-associated complex; cytoplasm. Lineage: Eukaryota; Fungi; Ascomycota; Eurotiomycetes; Eurotiales; Aspergillaceae. Gene Ontology annotation, biological process: protein targeting to membrane.